This is a messenger RNA of Rhodotorula toruloides NP11, 855 nucleotides long. RefSeq names its product U3 small nucleolar ribonucleoprotein IMP4. Gene Ontology annotation, cellular component: small-subunit processome; Mpp10 complex; nucleolus. NCBI's taxonomy places the organism in Eukaryota, Fungi, Basidiomycota, Microbotryomycetes, Sporidiobolales, Sporidiobolaceae. The transcript is spliced from 6 exons. The record is from RefSeq and is a predicted model, not a curated record. Gene Ontology annotation, biological process: rRNA processing. Gene Ontology annotation, molecular function: snoRNA binding; rRNA primary transcript binding. The coding region runs from base 1 to 855 and encodes 284 amino acids.
AUGCUCCGCCGACAAGCCCGCCAGCGCCGCGAGUUCCUCUACCAGAAGUCUCUCGAGCAGAAGGAGCAGCAGAUAUGGCAGCGCAAGCAGGCGGUCAAGGACUUGCUCGCCAAGGGCAAGCAGGUGCCGCGGGGUCACGGUGCGGGCGAGCGGGAGAUGCGGAUGGACGCGGCGCAAGAUGCCCCGCUCACCCACAUCGACGACGAGUACGCGCAGGCCGGCAUUGAGGAUCCCCGAGUGCUCAUCACAACCUCGCGCGACCCGUCUUCCAAACUCCAGCAGUUCGCAAAGGAGCUCCGCCUUUGCAUCCCUAACUCGACACGCAUCAACCGCGGAAACUACGUCAUGUCGGAACUUUCAGACGCCUGCCGCGCGAACCAGAUGACCGACCUCAUCGUCGUUCACGAGCACCGCGGCGUGCCCGACGCGCUCAUGCUCUCGCACUUCCCGCACGGUCCGACGGUGUUAUUCACGUUGACGGGAGUCGUGUUGCGGCAUGACUUGGGCGGGUUGCAGGGGACGACGAUCAGCGAGGCGUACCCUCAUCUCAUCUUCGAAGGUUUCGGCUCGAAGCUCGGCAAGCGGGUGCAGGAUGUCCUCAAGUAUAUCUUCCCGGUGCCCAAAGAGGACUCGAAGCGAACACUCGCAUUCGUCAACGAAGGCGACUUCAUCUCGUUCCGGCACCACGUCUUCGUCAAGACUUCUCACAAGGAGGUCCAGCUCGCCGAGGUCGGACCGCGGUUCGAGAUGCGGCCUUACGAGAUCCGGAACGGGACGAUCGAGCAACAGGAGGCGGACGUCGAGUGGGUGCUGCGGCCGUACAUGCGGACUGGGCGGAAGAGGAACCAGCUAUAG